AUGCAGCGAAUCAUGCAUUCACUGACUGUCAUUGGCUACGAGCACAGGCCGUUCUUCAGCGGCGUGCAUCGCUUUGGUGUGGCGCGCUUCGCGCUGUUCCUGAGCGACCCAUUCCACACGAUGCUGAACUUGUCGUGGUGGAAGUUCAUAGUCAUCUUCUUCACUGUCUACAUGACUUCCUUCUGCCUGUUCGCCUUCAUCUACUGGGCCAUGCCUGCGCAGUGCAUGCAUGGCGUCGACGGCAGCUUUGCGCACGCGCUGUGGGUGAUCUGCUCCUCCCUGAUCGACAUGUGCAUGCUGGGCAUCGUCUUCGCGCGCUUCUCGGCCCCCUUCAAGCGCGCCCAGUCCAUCCGGUUCAGCGCCGUGGGCACCGUCAGCCGCCACCCCUCGGGGGCGUGGGCGCUGUCCAUCAGGGUGGCAAACGUCCGCAAGCACCAGCUGCUCAAGCCCGAGCUUAAAAUGAUUGUCACGGCCAUCGACUCCAUCACACCCAGCAACUACAUAUUCGAGUACAUGGCCAUCGAGGACCUGGACUCCCAGCAGACCAACCUGCAGCUGGGGUUCCCCGCCAACAUUGUGCACAUCAUCAAGGCCGACAGCCCCCUAUACAACCUCAGUCUUGAGGAGAUGGAGACGCGCAUGAUGGAGGUGCUGGUGUUUGUGGACGGCAUCGAUGCCAUGACGUCGAAGCAGAUGCAGGUGGGCUGUCAUCAGGCUGCAGGGGUGGCCUGCUGA
This is a messenger RNA of Monoraphidium neglectum, 735 nucleotides long. RefSeq lists its product as hypothetical. The transcript is spliced from 8 exons. Gene Ontology annotation, cellular component: plasma membrane. Gene Ontology annotation, biological process: regulation of monoatomic ion transmembrane transport; potassium ion import across plasma membrane. Bases 1 to 735 code for a protein of 244 amino acids. Gene Ontology annotation, molecular function: inward rectifier potassium channel activity. NCBI's taxonomy places the organism in Eukaryota, Viridiplantae, Chlorophyta, Chlorophyceae, Sphaeropleales, Selenastraceae. The record is from RefSeq and is a predicted model, not a curated record.